Cyprinodon tularosa is the source of this 1147-nucleotide messenger RNA. RefSeq names its product zRAB1B, member RAS oncogene family a (gene rab1ba). Gene Ontology annotation, molecular function: GTPase activity; GTP binding. The record is from RefSeq and is a predicted model, not a curated record. The transcript has 6 exons. NCBI's taxonomy places the organism in Eukaryota, Metazoa, Chordata, Actinopteri, Cyprinodontiformes, Cyprinodontidae. The coding region runs from base 469 to 1074 and encodes 201 amino acids.
GUGACAGAUUGAAAGGCGAAGACAACACGGUAAUAACGCGCAGACAGCGCGUGAAACACCUGUUAUUCACGUGUUGUCUACGUGUCACAAACCAGGAAAACAGUAAUUGAACCAUUUAGCUUCCAUAAAGCUACAUCUAGCAGACAAGCUUUAGCUCAAAAAGCGCAUUUCAUCCCAGAGUGACACAUCACCUUUCGUCACUUCCGGACCUGCGCAGUUGUCUCAAACCUCUACCGAGCAGCGAACAGAGAACCAGCUGGAAAAAACGAUAAAACAAGCAGAAUAAGAGACGGUUUUUGAAAUAUGUUCGCUUAAAAGACACUUUAAAGGUAGAAAACCCGGAGGAGAGCAGCUCAGACGGCUGGAAAGCAUCGCAGAGCCUCAGGAACCGUCCAGGCAUCGGCUCGGUCUGCCGUAGAGGGAAGGAAGAGUCAGUUCGGCCAAAGAGACGCAGCGCAGCAAGAAACCAUGAACCCUGAGUACGACUAUCUGUUCAAGCUGCUCCUGAUCGGAGACUCUGGGGUGGGAAAAUCCUGUCUGCUGCUCCGCUUCGCUGAUGACACCUACACAGAGAGCUACAUCAGCACCAUCGGGGUGGACUUUAAGAUCCGCACCAUCGAGCUGGACAGCAAGACCAUCAAGCUGCAGAUUUGGGACACGGCAGGACAGGAGAGGUUUCGAACCAUCACCUCUAGUUAUUAUCGUGGCGCCCACGGCAUCAUCGUAGUUUACGACGUGACCGAUCAGGAGUCUUAUAACAACAUCAAACAGUGGCUGCAGGAAAUCGAUCGCUACGCCAGUGAAAAUGUUAACAAGCUUCUGGUGGGAAACAAGUGCGACCUCACUACUAAGAAAGUGGUCGACUACACAACAGCCAAGGAGUUUGCCGACUCUCUGGCCAUCCCUUUCCUGGAGACCAGUGCCAAGAACGCCACCAACGUGGAGCAGGCUUUCAUGACCAUGGCGGCUGAGAUCAAGAAGCGCAUGGGCCCCGGGGCCACGGCCAGCGGGGACAAGCCCAACCUAAAGAUCGAGAGCACCCCAGUGAGGCAGUCUGGAGGGGGCUGCUGUUAAGGGACCCCCAGUCCUCCCAUCACGGUUUUAUCCCCGCCCCUUACCCCCCACCCCACCCCCAGCUUGCUCUUUU